Copidosoma floridanum is the source of this 1958-nucleotide messenger RNA. It is a transcript of the gene Tgs1, whose product is annotated as Trimethylguanosine synthase 1. Gene Ontology annotation, cellular component: nucleus. Lineage: Eukaryota; Metazoa; Arthropoda; Insecta; Hymenoptera; Encyrtidae. The record is from RefSeq and is a predicted model, not a curated record. Gene Ontology annotation, molecular function: RNA cap trimethylguanosine synthase activity. Gene Ontology annotation, biological process: 7-methylguanosine cap hypermethylation.
UUUACAUAGGGAAGAAAAAGGAAUUUCGUUAUUUGAGUAAGCGCACUCAUUGUCUGUGCAGCCGAGUUUUAGUUAGAAAUGCCGAGACGGCAGUUGAUACAAAUGAGGUAUUCCAAGUUUAAUUGGGAAAAUUUUUGGCUUUACAAUGCAGACUAUAUUGUAUGGUUAUCUUGGAUUUUAAAGUACAAAAGCUACAUUAAUACCGAUUAUCUAAAUCAACUCUACAAUUUAAUAGAUCAUAUUCAGUAUAGUCAGGAAUCAUCAAAAACAAUUAAAAGUGCUUUAGAAAAACAACUGCAAAGUUUAAAAAAACAAAAUUCAAAAUAUAAAUGCAACAAAUCAGUUGAGUCUAUUAAUCUAUUUGUUACACAUGAAAGUAGUGACAAUGAUUAUAUAAAUCUUGAAGAUGCAGAAAAAAAUAUUUCACCAGAAUCAGAUAAUUAUUUUAUCCCUAAUUUUUUGGAUGAUGAAAAUGUGUGGCAGUGUUUGUGGCUAAGUCACUAUCAAGAACAGUACACUAUUUGCAAUAUUCUUUUUAAAGAAUACUGUAUAAAUCAAAUAAAUUUACUGCAAAAAGUAUGUUUAUUAGCAAGUUACAAUUUAUUAAGCAUAAAUAACUUUCAGAGUAAAACAAACAAGAAUGAAAUGAUCAAUUCCGUAGAUUCUCUGUUAAAAAAUAUUAGAAAAACGUUUGAAUCAAAAAUAAUUCUAAAAAAGUCGUUGAAAAAAACGUUACCUAAUGAAUCUUCAGGAAAUCACACUUUCCAUAAUGAUGUGGUCAACGAAAUCUUCAUCACAAAUAUAGAUCAAGUACAGAAAGCUUUAAGAUCAAUUGGUUUUGCAUACAAAAGUAACAACGAUUGUCAGCUACAAGGAGAAGUCACUUACAAAAAGAAAAAUAUUAAAUUUCUCAACAAAUUAUUACGAGUUAACAGGCCAUUUAAAAUGGUUCAUUUCACCAACAACCAGCAAGAAAAAUUGUCAGAGUUGAAUGGAAGCGUGACAUCUUUAGUUAGUAACUGUUGUGUUCUAAAUGAAUAUUCUAAAGCAAAACUUAUAAAAACCAAUCAUUCAGAUGUUGUGUCUGACAUGGAGAACAAAAAUAACAAAAGUCAUGUUCCUGAAUUGCAAGAAAAACAAACUGAUCAAUCAAAUACAGCUAUAGAAUCAUACAAUGGGGCCAAAAAAACAAUCAAAAAGCGCAACAAAAGUAAAAACGAAAAAUGGUGUAACUUACCUGAUUAUGUACAGAAAAAUCCAAGUCUUAAAAAAUACUAUGCAAAAAGGUAUAGAUUAUUUAGUAAAUUUGAUGAUGGAAUAGUUCUAGAUAACGAAAGCUGGUUUUCGGUCACUCCGGAAAAAAUAGCCAAGUAUAUAGCAGAAAGAUGUAGAUCAGAUUUAAUAGUAGAUGCUUUCUGUGGGGCUGGAGGUAAUUCAAUUCAGUUUGCAUUUACUUGUGAAAGAGUGUAUGCAAUAGAUAUUCAUCCUCAAAAGAUAGCAAUAGCUCGUCACAAUGCUCAAAUAUAUGGUGUUGCAGACAGAAUAGAAUUCAUUAUUGGCGAUUUUUUUUGUCUUGCUGAUAGGUUACUGGCUGAUGUCGUGUUCCUGAGCCCCCCCUGGGGUGGGCCAUCCUACAUUCAAGACAAAAGCUAUGACAUUGAAAAUAUAAUGCAACCAAAAGGUGGAAUUAAAUUAUUACAAACAGCAAAGAAAAUAUCAGAUAAUGUUGCUUACUAUCUGCCCAAAAAUAUCGAUACCUUGCAAUUGGCUAUGGCAGCUGGUGAAGGAUCCCAAGUAGAACUUGAGCAAAACUUUUUGGGUACACAGUUAGUUGCAGUGACAGCUUACUUUGGUGAUUUGUGAAAAGACUAAAAGUAGUAAUCAACUUGUAUUUGUAUUUCUGUGGUUAUCAGACAUAAUUGAUAAAAUGUUGUGAUUGUAUAAAUUUCUCUACAUAU